UAGCCUGAUGACUGCAGUUUCAUUUUCAGCUUCCUCCACGUGCGAUUUCGCUUUCUAAAAUACUCUAAUCCCAACGGGAUCACCACACAAACCCUUAGUAUUGACUUUUUUUUCCCCGGACACCUUGUUCAUUCUCUGUUGUAAGGUCAACUAAUUUUCUAUGGAAACGUAUACAUUUUAUAUGCAUAUAUACUCUAAAUAGGACAUUAACACUUGUAGGAUGUUUGCCAAAGGUUUAAGUUGUAUCUUUGUGAAAUGCAUAUUGUAUUUUUUUGUAUUGAUAAGUGUAUGAGUGGGUCUCCCAUGCCCCAGGGCUCUUGGACUUGAUUGGGAGACCAUAGACAUGAGCUUCUGUGCCUCAUGGCAUCCCAUCCUUGCUGGUUUAUUUGCUGCAAAAGGAAGAGAGAAUCUGUUACGGCUGUGUCUGCCCUGUGCGCUCGCGUUCCUGUGGGGGUUUGGACGUUUUUUUCCCCAUUUUGUUUGAAUGGCAUUUGUGAAUUUACCUUUUGUUUGAGUAUGCCACCAUCUACCUUUCUCAUGUGCACUCUUGCUCAUUCUCGCUCUCUCUCUUCCUUUUCUCACGCGCACCGACACAUGAAACCUCCAGCUGUUUAACCAAAGUUUUCUAUUUCACUUUUAAUAAAGGGAUUCAUUUUGAGGAAAGAGGAAAGGUGUUCUAUGGUGAAAACACCUCAAUUUUCUAUUUUCUUUUUUUUUUUUUACUCAAAGGUAUUUUAUUUUUAUAAACCAUUUUAUGACAUUGUAAUAAACAUUUUAAAUGAACCUUUAAACAUUUUUAAUGUCUGUGUUGUGAGUUUUCAUUAAAAGCGGUCACAUUAAUCUUGCUUCUCUGGUUCUCAAAUGGAUGGACACAACAGGCGUUAGCAAAAGUUGCAGUAUCAAAUCUUAGACUCCUAGCUUCCAAUCCUUUAAUUUGAAUAGGAAAUUAGACCACUUUCAGAUUCAAAUGUAUGCAUAUUUGUGUUUGUAGAACACCACCAUGCAUUUGUUAUGGACGACUGAGAAUAAAACGGAAAAGCACUGGUCCACAAGCGACCGCGUGUGUGUGCGCGUCCCUGUAUAUACAGUGUUGUGUCGGUGUCUGAGUGUGUGGAGGGGCAGGGAUUUGGCAUGGUGUGUGUGUCCCCCUGUAUAUACAGUGUUGUGUAGGUGUCGGAGUGUGUGGAGGGGCAGGGAUUUGGCAUGGUGUGUGUGUCCCCCUGUAUAUACACAGUUUUGUGUAGGUGUCUGAGUGUAUGUGGAGGGGCAGGGAUUUGGCAUGGUGUGUGUGUCCCUGUAUAUACACAGUUUUGUGUAGGUGUCUGAGUGUGUGUGGAGGGGCAGGGAUUUGGCAUGGUGUGGAUGAGUGGGUGUUGUUCCAGCCCCUAUGCGCUCGAGUUACCUGCGAGUUGUGCUGUGUCUGGGCGUGUCAGGCGGUUCCGCGCGCUGAUGCACAUGCUCUCGUUAACACACACCAGCAGGAACCUGCUGACACACACGCAGCCCGGGCAGCGGAGCGAAUGAACCCGAGCCUCCUCUGAAGGAGAGACCCAAAGACCCCUGCACUCGGCCAAUCAGCCGGAGCUCUAAGAAACUCGUUUCUAAAUCAUUUUUGGGUUAUAUUUUCAUGACAUUAUUAUUUUUUUCUUUGCGUGACUGUCCAUUCUGCUGUGGAAGUGGGAGAGCUGAAGGCUGCAGAGGGCUCUUGCUCUCUGCUUCCUGCUGGGAGUGAGUUUUGGGGGCUGCGGAACAGCAGAGUGCGUGCUACUUCACACUGUACCUGCAUUUAGGACAGGAAGUGAGUGACGAGACGCCGGGCUCGGGGGAGGGGAACAGUGAGCUGUCCAAAGGAAGUUUCGGGCACCCAGAGGUGGCAAACCCCAUCUAGAAACCCCUGUGGGACCUGUGGGCUGCUGGGAUAAAUCUUACUUCCCUGACUGAGGAUUCUGAACUCAGCACCUGGAACUACUGAGGAGUCGCUCCUGGCCCAAACCCCAGCGUUCUGUCUACGGGGGUGGGGGGGCGUGGGGGAAGAGGCGUAGCCAUGACGUCCAGCUUCUCUCCGGAGCAGGUGGCGUGCGUGUGCGAGGUACUCCUGCAGGGCGGCAGCGUGGAGCGGCUGGCCUCCUUCCUGAGCUCCUUGCCCUCCUGGCCGGGGCUGCAGGGCCAGGAGAGCGUGCUGAAGGCCCGGGCGGCGGUGGCCUUCCACCAGGGCCGCUUCCCCGAGCUCUACGCUCUCCUGCGCGGGUUCCCCUUCUCCCCGCGCAGCCACCCUCUCCUGCAGCAGCUCUGGCUCCGCGCGCACUACCUGGAGGCCGAGCAGCAGCGCGGGCGCCCCCUGGGGGCCGUGGGGAAGUACCGCGUCCGUCGCAAGUUCCCCCUGCCCCGCACCAUCUGGGAUGGAGAGGAGACCAGCUACUGCUUUAAGGAGAAGUCGCGCAGCGUGCUGAGGGAGUGGUACUGCCACAAGCCGUACCCGUCGCCGCGGGAGAAGAGGGACCUGGCUGCGGCCACGGGCCUCACCGCCACGCAGGUCAGCAACUGGUUCAAGAACCGGCGCCAGAGGGACCGGGCCGCCCAGGGUCCGGACAGGGAGGGGGAAGAGUCCAGCGUACCCCGGUUUUUGUGCUCAGAUGGGACUCUGCACAGCACAGCGUUCCCCAGCUCGGAUGAUGACCUUUCACCUCCAGGGAGCCCCAGCACCCCUUACCCCUGCCCAUACCCCCAUCCUCACCCUAACAAUUCCCAUUGUGCCCCCACCAUCCUGCAGGGCGGGUACCAGUUCUGAGGCCCUGUGGACACCCACUGAGACCAGCUUAACUAGAACCUGAUUGGUUAUAAGGGCUUUGUUGGGUUUUGAUUGGAUUAGGUCCUCGGCGAGACGGUUUUUUUUUGGCAAUAUUUUUUAUACUGUAACUAUCACCGUCAGCAUAAAUACAUGUAUGGGCUUUUAGAAGCGCAAGAGAACAGGAUGCUCUGGCCACUAAUCCCUGAGGGCAGCUGAAGCUCCUGUUUUACGGUCACUGAUUUCAUGUGCUGGCUGCAGGUGGGAAGCUCUCUACCUGGAGAUUUAACCACUACAUUUCUGUUACUGUUAAGCACUGUGCGGCACAGACGCGUCUUUCUUUAUUCUGUGCCAUAGAAUGUUUUUCUGAAAUGUUUCCAUUUCUGUCUGGUCCCCAAUUAAAAACGUCAGACUGCA
Messenger RNA from Anguilla anguilla (European eel), 3202 nucleotides. It is a transcript of the gene six9, whose product is annotated as SIX homeobox 9. The coding region runs from base 2045 to 2788 and encodes 247 amino acids. Gene Ontology annotation, molecular function: RNA polymerase II cis-regulatory region sequence-specific DNA binding; DNA-binding transcription factor activity, RNA polymerase II-specific. The record is from RefSeq and is a predicted model, not a curated record. The transcript has 3 exons. Gene Ontology annotation, cellular component: transcription regulator complex; nucleus. Lineage: Eukaryota; Metazoa; Chordata; Actinopteri; Anguilliformes; Anguillidae. Gene Ontology annotation, biological process: regulation of transcription by RNA polymerase II.